UCCUACUUUCCCCUGGAUAGUGUAUAAUUAUAUUUAUUGAUUAUAUUCAAUAACACUAUAAACAAAGCAUAAUCAACGGUGAUCUUCUUAAUUCGUCGCAGAUGUUGUAGUUAACUUUGGAUGGUUGUCCCUGGCAACGAAGAACAUCCCAGCCACCAGCGAACACAUCAUCAGAGCGAGCAAAAUGUUCACCGAGAUUUGAUAUGCGACGCCCCCCAGCCGUGCUUGUGAGAUUGUUUUCAGUGUAAAAUAUUGCUUAUUUACGAGGACCUUCCGGUGAUGAUUAAUGUAUGCAGCUAUCCAUCCCCUCUUUGUGUCGAGGACGGCUGCCAACUUUUGUUUACAGUAUAUAUAACGAGACCACCGGCCUAAAGAACCGCCAUCAACGUCGCUUUUACAGACCUCUACUCCUCUAAGCCGAGGUCAAGAACCAUUCUACGACGCCCAAUCGACGAUGACCACCCCGCAAUUGACAGAAGACAAGAUAAAGAUAGACGCCGCGGCGAACAGCAACCCUGUGGCCAACGGGUCAGCCAAAGCCACCUGUACACAAGCUCCCGCAGGCCCGAAAAACAAGAAUCAUCAAACGCUGGGCGAAGAGGAUAUAUCGAUGGAUGAUAUAGAUACAGGAUCUGGGCCGCAUGAGAAUGGCACUGGUGGGCCUACACAAGCCAACGAGGAAUAUAGAUACAGUUCUUCGUCCACAUCACAGCCAGGAUCAAGAAGCAGCUCUGGAAACACCGAAUACAGAGAAGGAGAGAUAGACGAUUUCCCGUACGACGAUGAGUUUGAAGAUGAAGACAAGUCCUUUGUCAGUGACCUGCGAGGCGGUGGGAAAGGGAUUCGUUCAGCACGUACUUCGAUCUCGUCGCUUCCAGGAUCGGUUGUUGUAUUCCCCAAUAACAAGUCAGGGGGAAACGGACACCUGUCAAGGGGGGAUUAUCGACAAGAUAUCAAUAUCAAUACUGCUGAUAGGAACCCCAUAUUUGAAAGCCCCCUUUCCGGUGGCAGAGUUCGCUCCAAGAAAAAGAUAGCUAAGGACGGGCGGUACAGCUAUGCACCGCAGGUGAGAGACUUGGACUCUCCGUUUCGCCACCCCAGCUCAGUCCGAGCUAUGCAGAUGGGGGAUGAGGACUAUUAUGAUGACGGAUGUAUGGAUGACGGGAACUAUUUCUCGUCUCCACCGUCAAGGAAUAGCCGGAUGGGCGGCCGUCAACAUGGAUCCCCGAGGAUGUCAGACGUUUCGUUCAGAUCAAGACCUAUGUCUCCAUCUGAUCAACGGUCAUAUCAUACCAGUCCACCUCAGCCAAUCCAGCCGAGCAAGGAGUAUGCGCUUGUCCUGCUUCAUUGCACCUUACUUCCACCGUGUUUCCCUCUUUCACUUCCGCCUGGACUACCUCCCCCAAGCAAAGAGUUGCUCAAAGAGAUAUUGCCUGAUGCUUAUUGGACUAGAUGGAAAUUAUUAGAAGAGAAGAUCGGCUCUACCGGCCUUUUAAGGGACAGAGGAAUCCUUAUAUCUCAUCCCCAGGAGGCAUAUGACUUGCUAGAGGAACGUUUGCUAGAAACCCUGGGUUUGACUCGCCCAAGACUUGCAUAUGGUCAUUUCAUUGGGGGAGAGGAUGAUACCGAUGAGGAUGAGCACGUCACUGAAGAUGAAGAUGAAGAUAACGACACUGAAACCGGCUGUGUGAAACACAAAUGCCAGGAUUGUGGUCAGAAGGUCAUCAAGAAUCGUGAUGGGAUUGAAAAGAAAUGGGAGGUCAGAGUCUACGCUGCAAACGGACUUAUGGGGCAGGGCGCUUGGUCAGCUGCUUGGAAAGAGAUGGAAAAAGUCGAUGUGGAAGUUGGGCUGUGUCUUCCGACAAAGCUGAGGAAUGAGCUGGAGCUAAGGCUGACUCAGGAGAUAUUGAAGCCAGAAGUCAAGGUGAAGGAUUUUCCACUUCGAGCAUCCAAAUCCGGUGAGAUCCCUUCAGUACGUCCUCAAUCGCAAAUUGAUGGGUUGGAUGAACCACCACAGGCAAAGCCAGCAGCUAAAUCGCCGGCCCGCGAGAGAGGGAGAAUAGCGUCUAUCCCAAAAUCAACACAGUACCCUGGGGAUGAUGUCAACCUUUGGAAAGCACUCUUUAAUUACAUACGAAUAGUGUGUCGAGGCAAUCAGCUCCCGAUAAUGACCGUCUUUCUUGUUCUACUUGCUCUUCUGACUCCUUCUCCGUACCACUUCCUUGGACACUCCUCCUCGGAUGUUACCAUGCCGCAGCUCGACACCAUAUCCCUAGACCAGGCUUCAAUUACGCCAAUGCCUACCAGCAAAGUAGAAGCAGUGUCUCAGCUACCGGCUAGCUCGGGAGAGAUUGUGGAAAGCUCAUUGCCGGUAAGACAAGAGUUGCCGACUGCGUCGUACUCUGGGGACAGUUCUCAGGAAACUGUAUCAACCCAAUUAGAUUCUUCUGCCUCGCAUCCUAAAUCUCAAGAGCAAAAAACAUCAUCCGAAUUGGAUACCUUACUUGAUGAGAAUCCUUCAGCUGAGACAAUCGCUUCGACGCAAUCAGGCCUUCCAAUUUCUGGCUACCAACAGCCAAAUGAUACCACGAUGCCCUCACAGCCCGAGGAGCCUGCUUUCUCGGUUCCUUCAGCUUCAUCAGAUUACUCAACACAACAGGAUCAGCCAUCCCCUUCAUUUACACCAAGCUCUUCUUCUUAUGCAACUUCAUCUACCUCUCCCACCUUGCGUCCUGUUGAGAACGGAGAUCAGCCCGAAGAUACACAAGAUUUUUUACACUUUUCUGUACCUCAAGACCACAUACCUAUUUCAACCGAUGCUGCAGCACCUGAGGUCGAAAUAGCACGCGAUGAGAUAUUUGAAUCUGUACCAAAGCCACCACAGUCAACACCCGCCCCAACCCCCGCCGCCAUGGAGAAGGAAAACGGGCUACCGUUCCAAUCGAGUCCCCACGAGAAGGUUGUCCAUGCAGACUCAAAGCCCUCCACAGAUGAGGAGGAUCAAUAACCGAUUUUGCAUUAGGACAAUAUUCCUAUUUUUAGCCCAUCCUUUCUUUUUGGAUCUAAAUAUUCUAUGUUUAUGUUUAUGACCUCAUCACGCCUUGAUGUCGCCCAAAUACUUGCUGUCAUUCGUGUUUCUACCUGUACGUCCCAAAUAUACCCCUCUUACCGUACUAUACCAACGAUAAGUUGUUGCAACUUUGUAUUUGUUCAAUCCAUUAUUGGCAGCGUUUCACUCUUCCUUUUUUUUUUUUUUUUUCUUCUAUAUUCCGUAUCAUUUUAAGCCCUUUGAGCAAGCGAAUUUCCCCCAU
Molecule: messenger RNA, 3311 nt
Organism: Trichophyton rubrum CBS 118892
Lineage: Eukaryota; Fungi; Ascomycota; Eurotiomycetes; Onygenales; Arthrodermataceae
Exons: 1
Coding region: 455-3007 (850 amino acids)
Source: RefSeq, a predicted model, not a curated record